CUCAAGGUUGCUGCUCUCCAUAACACGUCUUGUCUCCUAGACAUCCCGCGGAGACAGACGUUCUCGUCCUCAUCGCCAUCCCACCAUCAACACCGCCACUGCGAUCAGAUCCUUGUCGGCAUUGGACGGCGGCACGGCUGGCUCAAUCUAUCUCGCGCCUGAGACGCCGAGGUCAAAGCGCUCCGCUGUCCCGCCUCUGCCUCCGCGGUCCCUCAAGCCUCCUCACCUUUCAGCUGGCCUGUGUAGAGAGCCUCCAUUUCUCUCAUCUGGCCACACACGGCCACCGGAUCAUCGAGCUCGCACAGCUCGUCGCACCAGACCUUUUAACAUGGCCGGCGACUCAGCAGUAGCAGUAUCAGCAUCAGCAGCAGAUGAGACGGCAACAUCAAACGCACAGCCUCCUGCACCACCGCCGCCGCCGCUAGUGCGCAAUGCUUCCUUCCUCUCCGAGGAGCCAUCAUCAUCAUCGUCUGCCUCGUCCGUCGUCAGCAGCUCUCGCGCACGUAGACCAUCAUCAUCCUCGACAGCAACUGUGGGCAGUCGUCGCAGACCAUCUCGUACACAGCUAGGCGACCCUCCUUCCUCUCCAGGCGGGUCACCCAGGCCGUCAUCACGCAAGACGAUCCUUCGCGGUACUCUACAGGCCACCGUCCAAGAUCGAGAUCGGGAGGCGACAAUUAGCAGUCGUUCUGACUCUCAAGAGUCAGGCACAUCGUCCUUCUUCGAGUCAGAAGGUGCUCAGCGUAGUCGGUCCGGUUCAGGUCGGCCGCUAGCAGAGGCAUCGUCUCCGAGAUCACCGAUGACAGCAUUGUGGGAGGCCAACAACGCUCAUGGCUCGCCCGUCACGUGGACGUCCUCACGACGUCCUUCAGCUGCGAGCAGUGGUGGGGCGAGCAGAGGAUCGGGCAGGAGGAGAGGUAGCAACGCAGCAGGUGCGAGUAGCAGCGCGGCUGAGGACGACGGCGAGAAUCCUCCACCACCACCGAUCCCAACCAAACAGCUAGGUCGAGAUCGCAUGGCAUCGGCCUCUUCAUCCACAUCGUCGCUAACGAGGCGGCGUGCAGCUGACCUCGAAGCUGCAAGCACGGAUAGCUCCAAUGGCUUCUUGAUGGCGCCUCCGCCUACUAUGAUGGGCAGAAUGCGCUCAAAAACGUCUCGCGAGAACGUAUCAGAGGCAGUCGAUCGGCAUCCGAGGGCGUCAGAGCCCGUCCCAUCGUCGAGUACGUUGGGCAAGCUCUUUGGCGGGCUGAGAAAGUCGAAGAAUACUCCGCGGGACGACAGUACGCCGAGCGGCGGCGAUGGCGACGGCCCUGAUUUUGCUGCCGCUGCCGCCGAUGCUUCAUCUCGACCCGGUCUUGCGACGGCCGGAGGCGUUGAUGAAGCGCGGACGAUGUCGUCGUCGGGACCACCUCGGAUGCCAGAUUACCAACCACCGCCUCCGCCGACGGCUAAUCUUCAAUCACUCCUCUCACUUCCAUCUCACCCCUACGCCAACAGUCGCCUCCCACCCACCUCUAGCCAAGGUCAAGGCAGGGCUGAGCUGAAGCAAGAGGCCUACUCCGAAGCGCCACGAGCAGAUGGAAUGCCAGGCGCGGAUCUUGACUGGACCACGACGACGCCUACGCCCACCAACGCUUCCUUUGCCGUCACAGGCCCCUCGCAAUCACCUGCCGGUUCACCCCACGCUGCUUCACCUUCGGUUGCAGCUGAGCCUCCAUCUCCAUCACAGUCAUCUUCGCCGCCGACAAUGAAGCGAGCAGGCAGCUGGCCGCCUCGCGGCGACAAAAAGCCAGGCAGCUUCGUAACGCUCCAGAAUGGCCAAUCACGCGGCGUCGGCGGCUCUCGUUUUCAAAAUGCGGCAAGUCGACCCCCGCGUACUCCGAGCCCCAACACCAUUGCAAUGGCCCAGAGCUCAGAAUCUGCUCCCCUUCCUCAACCGUUCACCAUGUCGAUAUCCAACUCUGCAUCUUCUGACAUGACAUCGACGACCGCAGGGACCAGCACCUCAGGGGCAGCCCAGACGUACGAUGCGGCAACCUUGCCCGCUCUUGAGCAGGAUGACGGCGUUCAGCCUCAGUCGCCUGCGUCAAUCGCUGCUAGAGAGGAGCGUUGCAGAAUAAGGCGAGAACGCAAAUCGCUCAGAAGCAGACCGCAGAGCGGGCAAAGCAGCUCGUCAUGGCACAUACCGCUUCCUCGGAGCAGCAGUCUGCGCUCUUACGACGGCGAGACAGGGCCAUUCCCUACUCCACCCCCUCGCUCCAGCUCAUCAGGCAUGCAAGAGUUUGACUUUAGCGGCAGCUACGGGGCUGGCGAAGCAUCUACUAGCCCAAGGCAGAUGCUGAGCGUCGACCAACCUUCCCCUUUGCCGUCUCCAAGGUCACUACCACGAGCGGCUCCGGCGUCACCUCGAGCGGCACCAUACGGAGUAGGAGGCGGAAGCGUUGCCAAGCUGGCGUCGAAGUUCGGAGGUACGACCAGACAGCAGAUGCCUCGAGGAUCGCCAGAAGCCAAGCAGAGCGCGUCUAGCUACUUUGAGCGGCUCACACGCUACCGUAGCUCCUCGAAUGCAUCAAACACCAGCAGGAGGCCUCCAAGUGGCCUGGGCGAGUCACUGUCAUCUGCAGAAGUCGCAGCCUGGGUCACCACCGCCAAUGGUCAGCGAACAGCAUCGACCUCGGUCUCCACUGCCUCGUCAGACGUUGCAUUGCGAGAGCGUGCCCCAUCAACCGUUUCCGUCUACGAGGAUGCACCUCAAACGCUGGCCAACACAUCAAAGGACCGAGUACUGUCCUCCAUCGAAGACGAUGCCGACGCCGACCCAACGUCUGAAUCAGUCGCAACAGAAUCCUCUCACCCGCCGGUCAUGUCCAGUGACUCGGCAGCUUCUGCCAUCAGCAACCCUCCGAAUCGACCCACGAAAAGCUCGCGACGACCAGGGACGGCGCAGACGCUGGAGAAUGUUGAGCGGUGCAACUCGUCUCGACCCUCUUCGUCCGCCAUCCCAGCUCAAGGUUCGUCCAUCAACGAGGAAGGCUCGCACGGAGUUUCAGCUGCGCCUGCAGGCCCGUCGACCUCGCCCUCAGCGCUCGGUGUAAGUCCUCUGAGGAAUAGCGUCGAGAUGGCUGCGAGGAUGGGCGGGACGUUUGACAUGUCGCAGCAGCAUGCCAAAGCUGGUGGAGCAAACGGACUCGCUGAGCCGCUUGUCUUGUCAAAUAGCCGCAAUCGCAGCGAGUCAGAGGGCAGCGCGCUCAAGGAGGAGCAUGGCGGAGAUGAGGCGGAUGAACACGGUGAGGAAGAGGACGAGGAUGGCGAUGAGAUUGGGCAUGAUGUCGGAGACGGCGAGGACGCGACUGCUCGACUCGAGGUGCCGUCCACGCCUGGCCGUCGAAGAGCUUCGCUUGCCACCAGAGCCAAGAAUCUGCGCAAAGUCACGCCUCCUGCGUUGGCGAGCGCUUUUCGACAGCGAAAAGCUUCGGCUCCUGGUGAGGGCACGCUGAAGGGGAAGAAGUGGCCAUUUGGCGGAACAAAGGAUGAUGGUUCGGAGGGCGAAGAGGACUCAAAGCAGCAGCAGGCUCGGUUAGGACGGGCGAGCGUGCGCAAGAAGAAGGAUGCCACGCCAGCAAGACCGACAAUUAGGAGAAUCUACGACGACCAGACGGGCUCUCCCCUCUCCCCUGCGCGCGAGCAUCUCUCCCUCCUUGCGCAGAAGCCAUCCAUCGCGUCAUUCCAGAGCGCGACUUCUUCGUCGCAAGACGUUGCAAGCAUUGACCGAGGCAGCGAUCUCAACUCGCCCGUCGUACCCUCUCCUGUCAUGGGAGGCCGUGUUAGGACGCCACCAACCGCAUGGACCAAGGGUGAGCUCGACGAAGACAUGAAGCGUAUCCUCAAGCGCCGCAACGUCAUCCGCGAGCUCGUCCACACUGAGCGAAGCUACGCAUCAGACCUCACGGUCAUUCGCGACAUCUAUUUGUCCCGCGCUCGGGCACGGGUCGGAGCAUGGCCGUCGGCAUCGCCCGGCACGCCUUGGUCAGGCUUCAGCGCUACUGGCUCGCCUCUACACCAUCCAGCUUCCGCCACGUCGUCGAGCAGCUACCUGCCAUACCGAAAUGCGGCUGCCUCUCGCAGCUACUUCCGCAGCGCAUCAGGCGAGGUCGCUCUGAGCGCCUACCAGGGCACAACGCCCUCGCCGGGUCUGCAUCGAAAGGCUUCAUCGCCUGCUAUGGCUACGCCGCCCAUGCACUUUGAUACUAAGCUGCACCCGCUGCCUUCUCCUGCUCCCUCUGGCUCGAUCAGCAAUCGCUCAUCCGUUGUCACGUCUGGCUCCAAGUCGAAGGACGAGUCAGUCAGCUCAGACGCGACGAGGUCGAGCUCCAGACCUACCGAUGCUUCCAAGAGCGGAGGCGAGGAGAGGACUUCUGUGAGCACGAGGUACAGCGAGAGCGGCACGACGCCAGGAGUACCAGCAACGCCACCGAUGCCGACCAUUACCACCUCGACUUCGACGACCUCCACAUUCCAGGAUGCACACGGCCACAUGAGCUCCCUCAUCUCUCAAGGCGCUGCAAGCAGGACCAGCGGCGGCGGCACAGGCGGCAUCAUUGGCGGCGAUGGCACUCCUCCGGCCGGCGGGAGACCAGCAGUCACCAUCGACACUCGCUCCUCAGCCUCAACGCCAGCUGGCGCUCUCAGCAGCAACAGCAGCGAUGCCCCUCUGAGCCAUUCUGACAUCCGCGUCAUCUUCACGGGCGUCGAAGCCUGCACAGCCUUCGCAGACGAGAUGACUUGUCUCCUUGAGGCAUCGAUGGGUACUCUCGCCGCCAACUCUCUGCCGUCCGAAGCAGCAGACCUCGAAGACAGCAACGAUGAUACCAUCGGUUUGGCCUUCCGGCAGCUGGCCUCCCGUAUCCAAGCAGUGUACGGCGCGUACUGCUCGAAGCAUGAGGCCUCCAUCACCCGCCUGCGGGACGUGGCUUCCACCUCUUCGCGAGCAGCGCAGUUUUUAAAGGAAUGCACGGCCGUUGCGCGACGCAGGACGAAUGCGUGGGACCUGGCCUCGCUCCUGAUCAAGCCCGUGCAGCGCAUGCUGAAGUAUCCGCUGCUGCUCAAGCAGAUCCUCGCGGCCACACCUAGUACGCAUCCGGACUACGAGAAUCUCGUGAUGGCGAUUGAAGAGAUCCAACGCGUGGCGGACUCGAUCAAUGAGCUGAACAGGAGGCGCGAGAUCAUCACGCAGAUCAUUGGUGGCGGAAAAGCGAGGGACGUCGCUGGAAACGGAGGUGCUUUGGGUAGUGCGAGCAGCCCAGGAGUCGAAGGCAGCAGCGGUGCGCAGACACCAGGUGGCAUGACCAGAAGCCUCACGCGCAACAAGCUCAAUGCGUCCAAGACGCUUCGCCGCAACAAGGCUUCAGGCUCGACGCCGACGGUUGCGACAGACCUGGCUGCAGUGGGCACCAACGUGCUAGAGUCGCCCGACUUGCCGCGGCUACUUGCCUCCUUCAACUCGCUGCAAGGAGGCAUUGAUCGCCUGGCUACUGAGUACAGUCGCUGGCCCACUCUCCUCAGGGCUUCAAUCCUCAGCCAACUCGACCUCCUCGCCGCAUGGAAGAACGUCUAUGUGACUGAGACGGAGCACCUUACUGCUUUCGGCGCCCUCUGUCAGGAGAUGCUCGAGGGACCACUCCCCAAGCUAGAUCGUGCCGUUCAACUCACCCUUCUGCCACCAUUGGAGAAGGUGCGCGGCAUCUUCUCUGGCCCACGGGAAGUGCUCAUGCGCAGGGAGGAAAGAGAAGAGGACUACAUCCGAUAUCGCACCUUGCUACUUGCCAAGGGGGAGCAGGGCAUGAGAGCCACGUCGUUGGACAAGGAGCAUCGUCGUCUUGUCGAGUCUGCCAAUGGCUUUGCGGCGCUGCACCUUCACCUGGUCGAUGAGCUGCCGGAGUUCCUUCACGGGGUGGAGUGCAUGGUAGAUCUGCUCAUUGCAGCAUUUGCGCGCAUCCAAGCAGAGUACCUCGGGAGCGUCAAGACGCUAAUGGGCGGUUUCCUCGAGGCACGAGGCGACAACAGCACCAGUGUACCGCCCGUCACUACGCCCUCGGGCGAAGCGGCCUCGACCGCCAGCCACGGCUCGAACGGCACGGUCGCCUCCUCGCGCGAGAAGACGGCGAAUAUCGUCCGGACGUGGUGGACUGCCCACCAGGUGUGGGCUACCCAGCUCGAGGGGCUCAAGGUCUGCCAGCCAAACGGCGAGACAGGUCGCAGGCCCUCCGCGUCGCCGUCGCUGGAGCGAUCUCCCUUGCCAAGCGACAUGAACAAGGCAGCCUCCUCCUACUCCCUCGACAAGCGCAGCGGUGGGGUCGGCGGACUCGCUGGAGCUGUGAUGACCGGCUCUCCCGCCAACUCGCAACGCUCUUUGCCACGAGUCAGCGAUGGGGGCAGCAGUCAGCCUGGCGCUUCACACCACUCCAACGAUGCGCAUCCCCCGCCAGCCAUGCCUCCCUCGACCUCCUCCGGCUCCGUCAACCACGAGAUGGGUUCGACUACUUCUUCUUCUUACCUCGCGCCGCACCCGCAGCAGGUCCCUACACCCGGUCGACGAAGCCUCAAUAGCUCUCAGGGAAGUGGAGGGUCUCGCAGGCCCAGUGGCAGUCCCAGUGGCGGUGGCACGCUCGACGUGGCUGCUAUGCCUGCCUCCGCUUCCAACAACCCAUCCCCCGCAGGCAGCAGAAAGGGAAGCAUCUUCCGGUCCCUCUCAGGUACGAUCCGCGGCGUCGGGUCCAGCUCUACUCACUCAGACACGGAUACCCCUCCAAGACCGGAGUCGCCAUUGCCUCCUGUCCCACCGCUUCCAGGCAAGGUGGCAGGAAACGGUAGCCCGGCUGUCCCGCCGAAGGAUCAUGGUGGAAGCUUGGCUCCGAUGCUGCCCUCGCUUGAUCUUGGCGAAGGAGAUUGGAGUCCAGAGGUGACAGCGAAGGGACUCGAGCCGAUGGGAGGUGGGCCUGCAGAUGGACGCUGAUGAUGAUGACGGAGUUGCAACUUUUCAAGCUCCCAAAGGAGCACCGCUUCUGGUAUACCCACUCGCUGGUCUGUUUCAUUCCCUCGCUCUCAUGCAAGUCUCGAGCAAUCGCACCAUAUCAUCUGCCGAUAAGCAGAUCGCAGCCAUGCAGACAAGAUGCAGGAGCUAAGCUGUCCUGCCCUUCACCUUCCUCGACCAUCGUAUCCCCCGGCCAUAGUAGUAGACCAUAUCCCCAGGCAUCAGCCAGCCCAACGAACUGGACAUCCUCGCUCGCUGGCUAUAAUAUAGCUUGUCGCUCGGCUCUGCCUCCAUAGUUACAUUUUCUCUCCCUCAGCUUUAGUCUCGCGCUUGUUCUGGGCCGCUGCUCAUCUUGGGUUAUUGCAAUGUCAUCAUGAUGUCACGA
Messenger RNA from Jaminaea rosea, 7415 nucleotides. RefSeq lists its product as hypothetical. Bases 329 to 7012 code for a protein of 2227 amino acids. The transcript has a single exon. Gene Ontology annotation, biological process: intracellular signal transduction. Lineage: Eukaryota; Fungi; Basidiomycota; Exobasidiomycetes; Microstromatales. The record is from RefSeq and is a predicted model, not a curated record. Gene Ontology annotation, molecular function: guanyl-nucleotide exchange factor activity.